This is a messenger RNA of Macadamia integrifolia, 2205 nucleotides long. RefSeq names its product protein NTM1-like 9. NCBI's taxonomy places the organism in Eukaryota, Viridiplantae, Streptophyta, Magnoliopsida, Proteales, Proteaceae. The record is from RefSeq and is a predicted model, not a curated record. Gene Ontology annotation, biological process: regulation of DNA-templated transcription. Gene Ontology annotation, molecular function: DNA binding. The transcript is spliced from 6 exons. The coding region runs from base 203 to 1951 and encodes 582 amino acids.
GGAAAUAGUGGCACGCACGCACGCACGCACGCUCGCUCUAAGAAGAGAAGGGGUUUCAAAGAUGAUCUGCAAAUUCGUUUUUUUUUGUUUUUCAUAUUCUUGAGCUUUGGUAGUCCCGUGCGAUUUUGGAGAAUAUAGUGAGAGAUCGCUUACAACUACUGGUCUAAUUUUGUUGUUUUUUGGAGAGUAUCUGAGGAGGAAGAUGGCUGUAUUGUCUUUGGAAUCUCUACCAUUAGGAUUUCGUUUCCGUCCCACAGACGAAGAACUUGUGAAUCACUAUUUACGUCUCAAAAUUAACGGGAGGGAUUCCGAUGUUCAAGUAAUUCCUGAGAUCGAUGUUUGUAAGUGGGAGCCUUGGGAUUUGCCUGAUUUAUCGGUUAUUAAGACGGAUGAUCCUGAGUGGUUCUUCUUCUGCCCUCGUGAUAGAAAGUAUCCCAACGGUAGUCGAUCCAACAGAGCCACUGAAGCCGGCUACUGGAAAGCUACUGGUAAGGAUCGCACUAUCAAGUCUCGCACGAACUUGAUCGGUAUGAAAAAGACCUUGGUUUUCUACAAGGGUCGUGCUCCUAAAGGUAAGAGGACCAACUGGAUAAUGCACGAGUAUCGGCCCACCGAGAAGAACCUUGAUGGCACAAACGCUGGCCAGGCUGCUUUUGUCCUCUGUCGUCUAUUCAGGAAGUCUGAUGAGAGGGUUGAAAAUUCAAACUGUGAUGAAAUUGAACCUUCUGGUUCAUCUCCUACCAAGUCUUCUCCUGAUGAAAUACAGUCAUCGCUAGCAUUGGUUGAAUCAACUCCAGAGUCAGAUAUGCAGGUUGGAAAACAACCGGCAGGUAUUGAGAGGUGGCUGGAUGAUAAGUCUGACAAUGUUAACUCUGACAUUUGCACUAGCAAUAUGGCUUCCGAUUUUGAAGAUCAUGACCAAGAUGCUACCACUACUGAGGUUGAUCCGCAGCUUGUGGAGGAUUUAAAGUUCUUUUGUGACCCAUCUUUUACUGAGCCAUUAGAUUGGAAGGUUUUCUCCCCUUUGCAGUCAGAGAUGUUUUCUGGCCAGGGUCUUCCAUACAUGAAUUCCCCCUUUGCUGAUAACUUUGGCAAUAACAAUAGUGGUCAGGGUUUUCAAGAUGGCACAAGUGAGCAGGAUGUUUCUAUCUCUGAAUUCUUGGAUGCUGUCAUCAAUAACGAAGGCUAUUCCUUUGAAGAAUCAAUCAGUUCGAAGAAUUCAGCUCCAAGGAGUGAGGCAACUGUUAGUCCUGUAAUUCAGCAGCCUAAAUAUGAUGAUGGCUCUGGUAGAGUUUCCAUGAUUUUGGCCAGUGAAUGGCCAUCUUCCUUUGGCAAGGACAGUGGAUCGAGCAGUGAUACAGAUACUGAAGCAGCACAAUUGCAGAUGGAAGCUUUGAACGGUUUCUUCCAGAAUGACUCUUUUGUGCUUCCUGACUCUACUAUGCAGAGCAUUGGGAAGUCUACCAGUCAGAAGAACUCUGUCAAAAAUGGUGGUGGUCCUAUUGACACUGGAAUCAAGAUAAGGACUCGUCAAGCACAACAACAAUCAGGUCCCCACAACUUGUCAACGCAGGGCACUGCUCCGAGGAGGAUCCGUUUACAGACGCAGUUUUCCUGCAGGGGGACAAUGUGCAACAAGGCAAUGGCAUCAAGUUGCGAAGAGGAACAUGAAGUUAAGCCAAAAGUUGUUGAGGCUAUUUUUGGUUUGGACUCUUCUACAGUCGAUAAGCCAGAGGGAGGGGAAAUACUGGAUCAUUCUGGCAUUGCUGAAGAACUCAAGGCGAAGCUCCGGUUGAGAUCAAGAGGUGACACUGUAAAGGUCAGCAACCAAUUUGGGGUGCUACUUGUGCGUCGUCGUUCAAAUUCAUCAGCUGUUUAUAUUGUUUGUGUAGCUGUACUUAUAUUCCUUGUUAUAGUUUGUAUUUCGGUAUGGGGAAGGCUAACAUCUUGAUGUCUGCAUAGAGCACGUACUCCAUAGUCCAUAUGCUCGGCUUCUAUUUUGUAGUUAAAAAAUGUGAUUUGGGAGUAGGGAUAGAUACCUUUUUUGUACAUGUAUGUAAACACAAUUCCACUGAUUUGUGUGUUUUGUAGUUAUAUGUAUUUUAUUGGACUUUUAGUAGUAGUGCUGUAACCAUAAAAAAGUGUCUCCCUCUCCCCCCUCCUCUUCUCUUGAUGGCCUUUAUAAAUGUUUUUUAGCUGGCCUGC